GAGGGUCCAGCUAAAAUAUCCUGUAGGGAAUUCCAGGAAGGGAAGGGAGCAGCAAAGGACCUGGAAUCCAGUGGCCUGCCUGGGAGGAAGGUGAGGGUAGGAGGAGGCAUGGCGUGUUUCAGAGAAUCCGAUUCGAAGAAGCAGGCUCUCCCUCUCCAUUCCUUUGGUUCUUCAGAAAGCCCGACUGGGAAUCCUGGGAGGGGCCCGGGUCCAGAUGCUCCUCCAAGCUGGGGAGGGAGGGAGGAAGUGGACGCAAGAGCCAGAGCAUCCUCAUCUCCAAGGAGCUACCUAGGAGGUAGCGCUAACCCAGCUCGGAGAACGCAGAAAACGUUCGCAGUAGAUCCUGGUUCAUUGUUUUUUCCCAGGACCAGAAACUAAUGGUGGUAGAAAGUUGCCAAGGAUUUCGGAUUCUGAAAAACAAAACAAAACCAAAACUACCCUCACAAAUCUGGAGCAGGGAAAACAGAAUCCGUGUUUGUUCUUUGGAAGGGCAGUGUGUAGUUUUACAUGAGUAAAGGCGAAUUUCGUGACUCAGAAAAGAACAUUUAAAGGAAAAAAAAAAAAAAAAAACCCUCCCCGGAGACAACUGGAUGUGAGACUUUUCGAGGAAGGGGCACCGGGAGAUGUCACUUGCUCACCAGCAGGUGGCGCGUUUUCUUUAGGAUUGCGUCCCCAAGCCUGUCGAUAAAACAUCGCAGCCAGACUUGCUCCGAGUUCCCUCGCCGGAAAUCGCUAUGCAGAUAAUAACCCUCCAGUGUCUGGAAAUUAAUUACCUCCAACGCUCAUUCCUCCAGCGCCGACCGCCGCCUGUGUAGCCCGUCAACGACGUAGCGCCGCGGGUGUAGUAAGAUCGAGAUUGAGAACAUACUGCAACUACGGCCAUGGGCAGCAAAACCUUGCCAGCACCGGUGCCCAUCCACCCAUCUCUGCAGCUCACCAACUACUCCUUUCUUCAGGCAGUGAAUGGCCUGCCCACAGUGCCCUCGGACCACCUGCCCAAUCUGUAUGGUUUCAGUGCGCUGCAUGCCGUGCACCUGCACCAGUGGACGCUGGGCUACCCCGCGAUGCAUUUGCCGCGGUCCUCUUUCUCCAAAGUGCCCGGCGCCGUGUCCAGCCUGGUGGACGCGCGCUUCCAGCUGCCUGCCUUCCCCUGGUUCCCUCACGUCAUCCAGCCCAAGCCUGAGAUCACCGCUGGAGGCAGCGGCCCCGCGGCGCUCAAGACCAAGCCGCGCUUUGAUUUUGCCAACCUGGCCUUGGCGGCCACGCAAGAAGAUCCGUCCAAGCUUGGCCGGGGAGAGGGUCCCGGGUCCCCUGCCAGUGGGCUGGGCGCCCUCCUGGAUGUGACCAAGCUGUCCCCAGAAAAGAAGCCCACGAGGGGACGCCUGCCUUCCAAAACCAAGAAGGAGUUCGUCUGCAAAUUCUGUGGCCGCCACUUCACUAAGUCCUACAACCUCCUCAUCCAUGAGCGGACGCACACGGACGAGCGGCCCUACACCUGCGACAUCUGCCACAAAGCCUUCCGGAGGCAAGACCACCUACGAGACCACAGAUAUAUUCACUCCAAAGAGAAGCCUUUCAAGUGUCAAGAGUGCGGGAAAGGAUUCUGCCAGUCCAGGACUCUCGCUGUCCACAAGACGCUACACUCACAGGUGAAGGAGCUCAAACCUCCAAGAUCAAAUGCUAAACAGAGCCUCCGGGGCACCCGGACCCUGGGUCACGCCGCCCCCUCUUCCAGAGGGACCAGAAGCCGAAGGCGACUCUGGCGGGCAGCGGGAGGGCCUCCCGGGACCUUCCCCCAUCCCAAACGCGUCCCCCGGGGCCCGGGCGCACGCGGAACUCCAGAGCCCCGCCCCGGGCCGUGACCCCGGCCGCCCGGGCGGCUCCCCCAGGACGCGGCUAAACUCUUGGCCAAAAGGAGGUACUCACGUGGCGGAAGGGAAACUGCAUUAAAAAAAAAAGAACGAAAGCUUCGCGGAGCCGCAGCGGCGCCUCUCCCAGAAGUAUUACUUUUUCUAUUGUUAUUUUAUACGUUUUCUUUAUUCUUUAUUUUUUUUUUCUUUGAACAUAUAAGCUUGUAACUCUGACUGCGGAGAGAGAGGGGAGAGGAAAAGAAGUUCUGUGCUCUCUCGCAGCCUCCAACCCCUCCUCCCGCAUCCAACCCCACCCCUGGGAGCCUGCAAAAGUGUAAUCCCUGUAUCUGCUUCAGCCGCCGGGCCCCAGGAUCGCGGGGCCGGGGAGCGCCCCUCCCAGCUCCUGCCGCGCAGCGGGUCGUGGGCUCCCGGACUCCGACGGCGGGGCGAGGGCCUCGGGCCCUGGGGCUGGAGGGGGCCCGGCCUCCGGCUCCCCGGCUCCGCUGCCCCAUCACCGCGAGCGAGCAGAAGGCUAGGAGCAGGACGAUGUAUUGCGAUUGGCACUUUAUGCUGACCAUCGGUAACGGACAUUUAUCACUGGAGUUUUUAAAAAUAUUAAAUAAACGGUUAUUUUACAGGCA
Messenger RNA from Orcinus orca (killer whale), 2491 nucleotides. RefSeq names its product odd-skipped related transcription factor 1 (gene OSR1). NCBI's taxonomy places the organism in Eukaryota, Metazoa, Chordata, Mammalia, Artiodactyla, Delphinidae. Gene Ontology annotation, biological process: embryo development; urogenital system development; regulation of transcription by RNA polymerase II. Gene Ontology annotation, molecular function: RNA polymerase II transcription regulatory region sequence-specific DNA binding; DNA-binding transcription factor activity, RNA polymerase II-specific. The record is from RefSeq and is a predicted model, not a curated record. Gene Ontology annotation, cellular component: nucleus.